ACCUUAAGAGCGAGAAAGAUGCGCGCCCCCAAGAGGAGCGUGCAUGAGCCAGCAGAGUGAGAUCAUGUGAGAGUCCACGCGUCGAAAAGUAGGUUAGCAGGGUAGAGUGAGAGGAAAGCUCAAAGAGGGGAAGGACUUGGAGGAUAGGAAAGGGAGGAGGAGAGAUCAGAGCGACGACAUCGACGUUGCAGUUGAAGCUUGCGCGGCGCAUUACAGUAAUCGUCUAUCAAAAGUUUCGCAAAUAAUCCCGUCGGCUAGAGGACGAAGAUCAAUCUCUUUUUGCAGUAUUUCUUGUCGAUAAUGCUCCUCUCUGGGGCGCAAAGGUUUUACUCCGCUUGCUAUCUGACGUUAGCCACUUAGCUGGCCAACUUGACAUUUUUUUCACGUUGUGGAGUUCAACCCAAAGAUCAUCAAAAUGAGAGCCCAAAUCGAAGUCAUACCUUGCAAAAUAUGUGGGGACAAAUCCUCAGGAAUCCACUAUGGCGUGAUCACAUGUGAAGGCUGCAAGGGUUUCUUCCGACGCAGCCAGCAGAACAAUGCCAUGUACUCGUGCUCACGACAGAGGAACUGCCUCAUCGACCGCACCAACCGUAACCGCUGUCAGCACUGUCGCCUGCAGAAGUGCCUGGCACUGGGCAUGAGCCGUGAUGCGGUGAAGUUCGGACGCAUGUCCAAGAAGCAGCGCGACAGCCUGUACGAAGAGGUGCAGAGGCACCAGAAGUCUCAGGCCGAGUGUACGGUCGGGGGUACGGUGAUGGGGGUGGGCGGCUUGGGGGGCCGCAGCGGCAGCGGAGAUGACAGCGGUGAGGACGGCGGCCACAGCCGCUCCUACAGCAGCGGCGGCUCCAGCACCACCACGCUGAGCGACCUGGACGACAUCACCACGCUGCCCGACAUGCUCUUCGAGCUGCCGCUCACCCCGGAGGAGGCCAGCGAGUACUGCAGCGGCCUGGACAUGCUGAGCGGCAGUACCGGCGGCAGCAGCGGAGAGGCCGGCAGCAGCUCCUCCAAUCAGAGCUCGCCGGGGCAGAGCAGUCUGGACAUGGGCGACGGGGGCAGUCCGCCGGUCAAACACGAGUACCAGCUUCUGGCGGAGACCGGAGUGCUCACGCACUCGCCCCUGGGGGCCCUGCCCGACGACUGCUCCCUGCUCGACAUAGAGCGCAUUACCCAAAAUGUGGUGAAGUCCCACCUGGAGACGUGUCAGUACAGCUCCGAGGAGCUGAGGAGGCUCACGUGGAGUCAGUACACACUCGAGGAGACCCGCAGCUUCCAGUGCAAGUCUGCGGAGUGGAUGUGGCAGCGCUGUGCCAUCCACAUCACCCAUGCCAUCCAGUACGUGGUGGAGUUUGCCAAGCGCAUCACCGGCUUCUUGGACCUGUGCCAGAAUGACCAGAUCAUCCUGCUCAAAGCAGGCUGCCUAGAGGUGCUACUGGUGCGUGUCUGCCGGGCGUACAGCUCCUCUAACAACACUAUGUUUUUCGAUGGCAAGUUUGCCAGUCCUCACCUCUUCAAGGCUCUAGGCUGUGAUGACCUUGUAAACGAGGUGUUUGACCUGGCCAAGGGCCUGAGCCGUCUGCAGCUGUCGGAAGAGGAGAUGGCUCUGUUCAGUGCUGCCGUUCUUCUGUCUCCAGAUCGUCCCUGGCUGACAGACACCCAGCAGGUCCACAAGCUGCAGGAGAAGGCAUACCUGGCUCUGCAGCACAGUCUCCAUAUGGCUGGAGCCCCCGCUGAGAAACUGGAGAAGAUGGUUUCAAAGCUUUCCCAGAUGAAGUCUAUCUGCAAUCUACACAUUGACAAGCUGGAGUUUUUCCGCCUGCUUCACCCCGAGACAGCCCACAGUUUUCCUCCACUCUACCGAGAAGUGUUUGGCAGCGAUAUCGCCUUCCCUGAUUCCACAAACAGUUAAACACAAGGUAGAUAGAGAAAGACAGAGAGGGAGUAGAGAGACAGGGAGAGCAGGAGAGAACUAGGAAUGAGAGAGAGUUUGGCAAAGAGGUGGUGUUUAUAGGAUAGGGGAAGUAAAACCAUUGAUAAAAGAAGACUUCCAAUUGAGUGAAACUCAGUUAACCAGCAUUAGUUCUGUGACAAUCAGACCCUUAAACUGUCAACCAUCACACCUCUCUUAUCUGUUUGUUCCAGCACCAAUCACUGUUGCAGCAGGCCAUGACAUUAUCCAUCAAAAUGCGUCUAGCUGUCUAAAGACACACAAGAGAGACAAUAGUGGGCCUUUGUGCCAAUAGUCCACAUUACAGUGUGUUGUUCACUCACUCCUUGUCUAUGUAGCUGAGAUGCCUAGCACUUGUCUGGAUGGUGCUCAGUUCUCUGCCCUCCCUGUCCCUGCUGGCCCUCAUCAUGAAUGUAAGCCCCAUGCAGUAGCACUUUCCCACAGAAAGGCCGAAUGUAUAGACUUUUACUUUUGGUCCUGCAUCGUGCGUCAUGUCAUGAACCCUGCAAACCUUUUCAUUUUAGAAAAAACUAAAUUUCAUUUAGUUUAAAACGUCUGGGCACACAGCACUGGACCCCAGUGACUCUGCACGCGUUAAGGGACCAAGACAUUCUCACAGUAUUCCCUUUGUUACAGUACAGAUGUAACGGAUGGAGGCCAUAUUGAGCCAGGAAACUCACUGAUUACCUUGGGCUGUCACCCAAAAACACACCCUCUCUCACACACAUGCAUGCAAACACACACACACACACACACACACACACACACACACACACACACACACACACACACACACACACACACACACACACACACACACACACACACACACACAUUCAGUAAGUCAGUCACUUAUGUUAAAUGUAAAAGCACUUAUAAUUAACUCAUGAACACGUUUGUACAGCCACUUGUUCAUUCAGUGUUUGGUGCUGUUUCUAUUUUUCUUUUUUAAUGCAAUGGAAAACCUCAGUCCCAUAUCCUUUUCCCCUCAACAUGCCACUUAUACAAAAAGUGAGAAAUAGCUAUGUUUAAUUUAUACAUACGUUUAUAAAUGAUUAUUUUAAAGAAUGUAUAUAAAUGAAAAUAUGUUAGCAGAGAGAGAGAGAAAGAAAGCGUCAGUGAUUCAUAAUAGAGGACACCUGGUCAGUUUGAAGAAAGACAGAGAUCGAAAACAGGGUUUAGGCCUGUUUAGUGACCUCAGGUUCCAGGGAAAUGUGAUGUAAAACAAGAGGCAGGACAGGAGAAACAGGAGAAAGCCGAAGCACAGGAGGAGGAAGCUGAGUUUCCAGCGGAAAUGGAGAAAAGUGACUUCUGAAGACCUCAUAAACAGUUCUGAUUUUGUUGCUAUGUUGACCUUGGAUCUCAGGGGUUUUUCACCUCUUCAGUUUGCUGACUCUGCCUAUAACAACCCUCCAGAGACAUUGCCAUGGAAGUCUCUUAGAGGGACAACUGGAGAAUUAACGUUUUAUGUUUUGAACCAUGGACGAGAAUCCUCUGUUUAAAGGUUUUUUUGUUGUUGACAUGAAGGCAAAGGGUUCGGUGCUGUUGGAGGCAACAUAUGGACCUAUCAGAAGCAGCAUACGUACUGUAGACGGCCCGCCCCCGACCCCACAGCCUGACCCUGUUGGACAAUCUUGGUCUCACAUCAUGACGCGAUGUGAGAAGAGGAGGGACUCUGCUAGGAGAAGAAGCAUUUAUAUUAGUUUGUGGUUUCAUAAACAAUGUCAUACUAACCUAUACGAUCUGCAGUUGACACAAGUAGACUCCCGAACAGUCCCCACUACCAGACUGGGUCAAGACGCCUCCGUGUUAAGACAACUGCAGGAUUUUCAAUGUAAUAUUUUGUAAAUGUAGGCUCCUCUCUCCUUUAGCCUGUUGGACCACUUCCUGUCCUUCUGUCCUCUUGUUCUUUCACAUGUACUUCAGUACAACUGACGAGUUGACAGAGAUGUCAGCUACCCCCCUGACUCUGCAUUUACAAGUCCAGCAGCACUGCUCUAAAGAGAAUAUAAAGCACUGCUUUAAAAAAAAAAAAAACAUAGGCGUUAGUGCAAACACCUUAUAAUCAUGAGGUUUUGGUACGGACAUACAUUACUUUCCAUGGGAAAAUACAUUUGGCAUUAUUGAUUUCAAAAAUCGGAUGCAGCAUUUAGAUCAUUCAAUUGUAAAUACUGACUGUGCAAUUGCUGCAAUUGCAUUACUCCUCUACCAAUCUGGCGUGGGUUGUGAACGCUCGCUGACAUGCUGAUUCUCUCUCUGGCAGUCGGAGAGAGGACACAGCACAACCUCACUAGCACCUCAGUUUCUCCUGAGCACCUUGUCUGUAUCGUCUAUUUUUUUGUUUCAUUUAUUUUUCUUAAUCUGAAUAUUCUGGAUGCAUCAAAUAAAGCAUCAACCAAACGUAGACACUCAGGGAGAUAGCUGGUCUCUGUUCCACCAGGCCUCACAUAGUCUACUCCACACUUUGCACCGAGUAGGAGACCCUUUAUCCUUGAUCACUGUGUCCAGUAGCUAGAUAUAUAUAUAUUAUAUAUUUUUGUGAAUGUCAAUCACAAAGUGUCAAAGACUUUUCCUCUCUCUUUUGCAUAUAUUACGGGAUCUUUGAGCCUGAAUUGUAUAAGAUAUAGGAUACUUUUACUUUAAAAACAAAUAAAAAGUAAAUGAAGAGCAAUUGUCUUUCAUUUUUUUGUUGAAGAGUGUGUGUGGAGGUGCGCGCCGACUAGUGCAUGU
Engraulis encrasicolus (European anchovy) is the source of this 4678-nucleotide messenger RNA. RefSeq names its product RAR-related orphan receptor C b (gene rorcb). Gene Ontology annotation, molecular function: nuclear receptor activity; zinc ion binding; RNA polymerase II cis-regulatory region sequence-specific DNA binding. Gene Ontology annotation, biological process: regulation of transcription by RNA polymerase II. Bases 416 to 1909 code for a protein of 497 amino acids. The record is from RefSeq and is a predicted model, not a curated record. Gene Ontology annotation, cellular component: nucleus. NCBI's taxonomy places the organism in Eukaryota, Metazoa, Chordata, Actinopteri, Clupeiformes, Engraulidae. The transcript has 10 exons.